Messenger RNA from Papaver somniferum (opium poppy), 3771 nucleotides. Its product is annotated as serine-rich adhesin for platelets-like. Gene Ontology annotation, molecular function: enzyme inhibitor activity. The coding region runs from base 70 to 3501 and encodes 1143 amino acids. Lineage: Eukaryota; Viridiplantae; Streptophyta; Magnoliopsida; Ranunculales; Papaveraceae. The transcript has a single exon. The record is from RefSeq and is a predicted model, not a curated record.
CAUGCUUUUAAAUCUCGAAGUGUUAAUUUAUUCUGUUUUCAUCUAAUUCAAUUAUCUUCAUUUAACAAAAUGGAACGCAACAGUAACAGUUGUCGAUCGACAACGAUGAUUAUAGUCAUUCUUUCAAUCUUUUUAUUAUGUUCUACAGAGGCUCACUGUAGACCUCGUAGUUUUGGAUAUCCAGUCCCUUCUUCAGCUGCUUUUCAGAAGUCGAUAUCAUAUGGACAGUUCAUGCCUGCUACACCGCCGUCAUCAACAUCAGAAUCGCCAGGGCCGUCAUCGUCUGAAUCCUCUUAUUCUUAUUCGUCAUCAUCCACGUUACCACCAACUUCGUCACCUUCAACGUCUAAUUCUCAGUCAUCUUCAUCAACAUCCCAACAACCAUCGGCUUCUUCCUCCUCCUCAUCCUCCUCAUCCUCAUUUAACUCGAACGCUUCUUCUUCCUAUUCAUCAUCUUACUCCUUCAACUCUUCUUCUAACUCUUCCUCCUCGUCAUCAAAAUCAAACUCACCACAACAACCAUCAUCAUCCUUCUCGUCAUUAAAUUACACACGAUCAUCAUCGUCAAGAUCAGGUCAUCCUUCAACACCACCAUCCACACCCUCGUCUUCCUCGUCAAAGUCGGAAUCAUCUAAUUCUCAAUCAAGUGCAGCUAACUCUCAAGGUGGUACUUCUAAAUCCGAGUCACCAGCAGCUAUACCUCCAUCCUCUGGGUCAGAAUCGUUUAAAUCUCAUUCAAGUACCGCUAAAUCUCAAUCACCACCACCAUCAACCUCCCCGCCCGCCUCCUCGUCAGAGUCAGGGUCGUCUCAUUCUCAUACAAGUAAAGCUAAUUCUCAUUCAGGCACUUCUACAUCUCAAUCGCCACCAACCACGCCCUCUUCAUCAUCUUCGUCCCAGUCAGAUUCGUCCAAAUCUCAAUCAAGUACAAGUAAAUCUCAACCAACACCAUCCACACCCCCGUCUUCCUCAUCGCCAGAGUCGUCUCAGUCUCAGUCAAGUACAUCUACCUAUCAGUCGGGUUCUUCUAAAUCCCAACCCCCAUCAACCAUGCCUCCUUCGCCUUCUUCAUCAGAGUCAUCUAAAUCUCAUUCGAGUAAAAGUAUAUCUCAACCACCAUCGUCCGCACCUCCAUCUUCCUCCCCAUCAGAGUCAGACUCAUCUCACUCUCAUACAAGUAAAGGUAACUCUCACUCGGGUAUUUUUGAUUCUCAUUCACCACCAACUACUCCUCCAUCUUCUUCAUCAGAGUCAGACUCAUCUCAUUCUCAUACAAGUAAAGAUAACUCUCACUCUGGUAUUUCUGAUUCUCAUCCACCACCAACUACUCCUCCUUCAUCUUCUUCAUCAGAGUCGGACUCAUCUCAUUCUCACACAAGUAAAGAUAACUCUCACUCGGGUAUUUCUGAUUCUCAUUCUCCACCAACCACGUCCCCGUCGUCUUCUUCAUCAGAGUCAUCUAAAUUUCAUUCAAGCACAACUAAAUCAAAACCUCCAUCGUCCAUGCCCCCAUCACCCUCUUCGUCAGAAUCAGAGUCUUCCCAGUCUCAAUCAAGCACAUCUACUUCUCACUCAGGUUCUUCUGGAUCUCAGUCAACAUCCACCACGCCCCCCUCACCCUCUUCGUCAGAGUCGUCUAAAUCUCAUUCAGACACACAUAAAUAUCAACCCCCACCCUCCCCCUCCUCAUCAGAAUCAGACUUGCCUCAUUCCCAUGGAAGUAAAUCUAACUCUCAUUCGGGUACUUCUACAUCUCAGUCGCCACCAACCACGCCUGCGUCGUCUUCUUCGUCGCACUCUGAUUCGUCAAAAUCCCAAUCAAGUGCGACUAAAUAUCAACCACCACCAUCCACUCCCCCGUCUUCCUCAUCGUCAGAGUCAGAUUCGUCUCAAUCUCAAUCGAGUACAUCCACCUCACAUUCUAGUUCUUCCAACUCUCAGUCACCAUCAACCACUCCUCCUUCAUCUUCUUCAUCAGAGUCAGAGUCUUCUAAAUCUCAUUCAAGUAAAAGUAUAUCUCAACCACCACCAUCCAUGCCCCCAUCUUCCUCCUCAUCAGAGUCAGACUCAUCCGAUUCUCAUACAAGCAAAGAUAACUCUCACUCUGGUACUUAUAUAUCCCAACCACCACCAUCCAUGCCUCCAUCUUCCUCCUCAUCAGAUUCAGACUCAUCUCAUUCUCAUACAAGUAAAGAUAACUCUCAUUCAGGUACUUCUGCAUCUCAUUCACCACCAAACGAAUCCUCAUCAUCUUCUUCGUCAGAGUCGUCUAAAUCUCAUUCAAGUACAGAAAAUUCUCAAUCACCACCAUCCAUGCCCCCCUCAUCCUCUUCGUCAAAUACGGAAUCAUCUAAAUCUCAUUCAACUAGUACAUCCAAGUCCCAACCACCACCAUCCACGACCCCGUCAUCUUCUUCGUCAGAGUCGGAAAAAUCUCAUUCAAGUACAACUAUAUCUAAAUCACCAUCAUCCACACCUCCGUCUUCCUCGUCUUCUUCGUCAGAAUCGGAGUCUUCCCAGUCUCAAUCAAGUACAAGUACGUCCCAGUCAAGUUCUUCUCAAUCUCAAUCAACACCAACCAUUCCCUCCACACCUUCUUCGUCAGAGUCAUCUAAAUCUCAUUCCAGUACAAUUAUAUCUCAACCACCACCUUCCACUCCCACGCCUUCUGCCUCGUCAUCAUCAACAGAUUCAUCUCAAUCUCAUACAAGUAAAUCUAACUCUCAGUCGGGUACUUCUGCAUCUCAGUUACCACCACUCACACCCCCGUCGUCCUCUUCGUCAGACUAUGAAUCCUCUCAAUCCCAUUCAGCUUCAACCAAAUAUCCAUCACCAUCCACACCAUCAUCUUCCUCCUCAUCCGAGUCGUCUAAAUCUUCACCACCAUCGUCGUCAUCUUCUUCCUCAUCAUCAGAAUUUCCAAAAUUUCCUUUAUUCCCAAACAUUCCAAAUGUUCCUCACUUGCCUUUCAUUCCUUCGCCUUCAGGUAGCUUAUCGUCAUCUGGAAAAUUUAAUCCAGCACUCAAAAACAUAUGCAGCCAUUGUGAAUUUCCUGAACUUUGUCAAUCUUCUAUUAUGCCAUUCUUUAAUGGUAAUACCGAUGCAUAUGCUAUUCUCGGGAUGUCAAUCAAAGCUUGUACUCAAACCACUCAAAUCGCCAUUGACGUAAGCUUUAAAAUGUCACUAGAUUUUUCUCUUUCUGCUUCAUACUCUUCAUCUUCAUCUUUCUCUUCGUCAUCUGAUGUUCUUGCUCGCAUUAGUGAUUGCAAAAAUAGUUUCAAUAAUGCAAUGAAUAGUCUAAAAGGUGCAUCAAGUUGCAUUGAAAGCCGCGAUAUAGUAUCAUUAAAGAAAAUGUUAAAUGCAUACAUAACAUCGGUUGGAAGCUGCAAAGCAGGAUUUGCUUCCAUAUUUGGAUUUGGAAACCAUCCUUGUAUUGGAUACAGUAUAUUGAUGCAUCAACUUGCCAGCAAUUGCUUAGCACUUACUUCGUUGUGCGCCUAAUUAUCAUCCAUGAAUUUACGUGGGUAGUUUAUGUAACGCUAGGAUUUUUUUGUAAAAACAAAUGUCGCCAGGAAAGUGGUAAAAAUAGGGGCAGAAAUAUUAUGUCCCAUUUUUCAUAUUUACCCUUUUCAUGAGCUUUUUUUCUUUCAUAAUUAAUCAUUGUACUGUACACAUAUUACCAUUAUUAUUUUUUGAUAUACCCAUUCAGCAUAGUUGUAUGGUUUCAAAGAUGUGCUAGUCUAUAUAACAACGGCAUUCUUAUUUCUCCAA